UUCUGUAGACAGCAGCAGUGUCCUGGUUUUUCCAGUGAUCAGACUAAUAGCUUCUAUUGCUGGUGACCAAGGAAAUCGACAGGGUCGCCGUCCAAAGAAAAUCGUUUAUUACCAAAACGGUGACUUUACAGGACGGCAAACGUACAUCGACUUUAAACGCAAAUGAAUGUGAAUAGAUUUUAGAGUAUUUUUAUUGGUCUUUUAUUACAUUUUCACAAAGCCACCAAACUCAAAUGACGUAGAAAAAUAAAAAUGGAAAAAAAAAACACUCAUUUUUCUUUAGAUGUGCUGCUAGUUUGCUGGUGACCAGCUCUGCUGAUCUGAGCUGUUGUUUUGAUUGUGUUCUACUGUUCAAUAUUCACGACUGUCAGCGAGUGUCUCGGAACGGGAAUUCUACUGUGGCGUUUGCACGCUUUGUUAGAAACCCCCCUCUUGUAGCACCACCUCGCUGCUGUAUGAUAGGGACUAUAGCCCAGUCUGUGUUAGUCAUUUUCUAGCCCUUCAUCUGACCACAGAGCCAGACAUUCCUCAGUGUACUAUCUCAACCAGCAGUGAUACCGGCAUGUGUUCAAGUCCUGGCACUUUCCACAGGUGUAGGUGCCCCUAAUGAGGGUCUCUAAGGUAGACAGAGUCAGGAAAAACCAGGAAGAAACACUGACAGGCACCAAGACUCGUAAGAGGAACCCAUCCUCCUCAGGGCCACACCGGAAAGGGCAGUUAUGAAAGAAAGAAAGAGAGGAAUGCUGGAACGGCAGGUACAGAUGGGGAAGUUCACACGCACCAGUUUUUCUCCCUGAACCUGCUCAGUGAGCGCAGCCACACCCCUAAAUACCUGAGUGGGUCUGGUGACAGCACCUCACCCUCAUUACCAGCUGCGCGAUCCUUCUGUCCUUCAGAGCGUUUGGGUUUCUCUCCGUUUGUGUUUCAGUUCUAUUCAACUGUGCAUUUGCUCUUCUGAUUUUGUUUGAUUUUGUUUGAUUUUGUUUGAUUUGGAGUUCUUCUAUCAUUUUAUCUGUUUUGAGCUUCUUCCUCUUCUUCCCUUCAUCCAUUUGCUUUUUUUAGUUUUAUUGUUGUUCUAUUUGGUUCAAGCGUCUUCCCCAAAAGAUGAGCAGCGGUCGUUUGUGGACAGAGGAGCAGUUUAACUGCCCCGUGUGCCUGGACCUGCCGACAGACCCGGUCACCAUCCCCUGUGGCCACAGCUACUGCAUGGACUGCAUCGCUGACCACUGGGACUCUGAGGAGCAGAAGACCGGCACCUGUAGCUGCCCAGAAUGCAGACAGACCUUCAGCCCUCGGCCUCAGCUCUGCCGCAACACCAUGCUAGCUGAGGCCGUGGAGCAACUCCGCAGCGGGAACCUCAGCUCCUCGGCCCGGGAGUCCAUCCGGAAUGCCAGGCAAGCGGCCAAAUCUGCCCAAUCCAAAGCCAGACAGAGCGCACCAAAGCCAAAGCGGCUGCCCGCCUCCGCUGUGCCUUGUGACCGGUGCCAGGAGCCCAGAGCGGCCGUCAAAACCUGCCUAGUUUGCCUGGCCUCUUUCUGCCCAACCCACCUGAAACCUCAUCAAACUCAGGCUAAUCUGAAGAACCAUGAGUUAAUUGGCCCGACUGCUGAUCUAACCCAGAAGAUCUGCCCCGAGCACAAGUACCUACAGGAGUUCUACUGCCGCUCCUGCCAGACUUACGUCUGCUGGCUGUGCACCAGCAACCAGCACAAGGGUCACGAGUGUGUGUCCACACAGACGGAGCGUGUGGAGAAACAGAAAACACUGACUGCAGUGCAGACGGAGAACCAGCAGAGGCUACAGGAGCGAGAGAGAGAGCUGAAGGACAUGAAGAAAGUUCUGGAGACACUAAAGCGCUCAUCCGACACGGUGAAAGAAGAAGCGGAAACAGUGCUGUCCGAGCUGCAGCGGUCAGUGCAGAGGAUGCUGGAGCUGAUCCAGGACGUGAUGAUGUCCUCUGGUCAGGAGAAACUGACUGAGGCUCAGGAGGUUGUGGACAAGCUGGAAGCUGAAAUAAAGCAGCUGAAGAAAAAAGAUGCGGAGCUGAAGGAUCUCGUGAAGAGCCAGGACAACAUCCACUUCCUCAAGACGUAUCACUGCCUGUGUUCUCCGGAGGUCAGUGAGCUCGGCGGCGUGACCGCUAACGUGGAGGCUUCAUUUGAUUCAGUGCGUUCUGUUGUUCUGGACCUCAGAGAGAAGGUGGAGAACAUGUGCAACCAAGAGCUGGACAAGAUCAACAAGACAGUGUUCAACACAACAGCGUUCACGGUGACUGACCGCCAGAGUGGACAAAAGGGCCUUUUAAAGUUAUUUUCAGGUUUGGGAGGCAAAGCAGCGAAUAGCCGCACGCAAGGUCCCCCGCCCCUGCCCUCCGUGAGUGCUCGAGGCCCAGGGCCAGCAGCGCGUCCGCAGGACAGGAGCCGGAAUGGGUCACAGGCCCAGAGAGGGACGAGCUCUCCAAGACCGAGAACCAGUCAAGCCAGAGAGGAAACAGAGCAAGAUGGCUGGAGUGUGAGCUCACUGACUCUGAGAGAGAGGCAGAGGCAGAGGAGGGAGGCGAGAGAGCCAGAGAGAGAGACCGAAAGCUCUUCGAGAUCUCGGAGCAGACAGAGCCGGAACACCGACGACGAUCAGGCCGAGACUCGGAGUGUACGACCCCUGCGGCCUCAGGCAGGAGAGAGAGGAGAGGACAGACAACAAGCUGACAACUGGAGUUUAAGUUCCAUCAGACCGAGAGACAGGCAGAAGACAGAGGAGAGAGAGACAGCUAACGGGGAUUUGACAAGCUCUCAGAGGUCACAGCACACCCCAGCUCGACAACAGGCACAGAGACAAUCGGAUCGAUGGAGUCUCAGUUCACUCUUACCAAGAAACAGGAAGAAAAGACAGGAGAGCGUGAGAGAAGCCACGCCCACUGUACAGGAAGAGGUGGAGUCUCAGAACCCUGCUUCAGCCAAUCCAUUCUUAUCAGCUGGAGCAACAGAAGUAAAUCCCGGCCUCUUCCUCGACUCUCCGACCGAUUUCAGUGGUCCUGUUUUCCCCACAUUGAGAGAGAUCAACAUCGACAGUAUUCAGGCUCCGGAGCCCCGGACCAGAGACGAGUUCCUGCAGUAUGCUUGUGAUCUGACCCUUGACCCAAACACGGCUCACCGCCGCUUGGCUGUGACGGAAGGCGAAACCAAAGCGACCCUGCAGGCCACAUCCCAGCCGUACCCGGACUGCCCCCAGCGCUUCGACGGCUGGACGCAGGUCCUCUGCCUGCAGCCCCUUUCAUCCGCUCAAUGCUACUGGGAGGUGGAAUGGCGUGGGCGGGGCUCUUCGGUGGGCGUGGUCAGUGGCACCAUGCCCAGGAAAGGGGCAGAUGCGAAGGCGGGGCUUGGAUACAACAGCCAAUCAUGGAGCCUGGAGCUGUCAGACAUGUGCUGCGCCGCCAUGCACGCCAAUCAGAAGGAGGAGAUCCCGGUGAUCUACUGCCCCCGCGUGGGCGUCUUUCUGGACCGCGACGCCGGCAAGCUGACCUUCUACAGCGUGGAUGACAGCCUGGUGCCCCUGCACACCUUCCACGGCUCCUUCCCCCAGCCACUGUUCGCUGCGUUCGGGGUGGGCAGCGGCGUGGGCGUGGGACUGGACUUCGCCAUGGGUCAGUUCAACUCCACUUCAGACAGCAUCAAAAUCUGUCCCCUCUGAACUGUGGACACUUUCGUUUGGACUUCGGAGGAACACAGAUUAACCAUCUGUUUGGCUACAACAGCCAAUCACAGAGUGCCACGGUGCACCAAUCAGAGGAGAGCGAUCUCUGCCCUCUGCUCUGGGGGCUCUAAGGGUUAUUAUAGCCUCGACUGUGAUUAACGCAAAACUCGUGUAAAAAAUCUGAAAUCAAUUUCAUUUAGAAAGUCUGCAUUACUGAUGGAUCACCGUUCCUCCUCCCGAAGAUCAAUUAAAAAACUCUGAAGCUCAAUUUUCACGACUUUAAUAAAAGCAGAUGUAGCUCUACAUUUACCAACAGCUCCAAGCGCCGAGAAACGCUGCAUCUGCUGUUUGACGUCGGAGGAACACGGAGAACAGAAACGGUGGAGAGCUGGGAGAAAACGACAGAUCUGGAUGUGAAGCAGAUGAUGAGGAGCUCUGAUCAUGAUCAUGUCCGCAUGUUUAAACCCUAAAACAAUCCUACAUUAUGAUCUUCUCCCCAGGCAGGAAAGAGAGACUUCAUCACUGCUCAAGGUUUUUUAAACUCUGCUCUGAUCCAUGACCUCCGCAGGUCAGGGCCAUCAGAACUCUGAUUACUGUAAUGUAAGGCUGGACGUUUUAUUAGUGUGAUGAAGCAUUUCUGAGGAUAUUGUGGAGACUGGUCACCUACGUUUCAUCACAAGGGCCUCAUUCUGCUCUCUGUUUCACUGGUUUAUAAAACAUCACAUUUCUUCUUCUGCUUAUUACCAUUGUAUGUUUUUGUAUAUGUGGAACAUUAAUUUAUUCCAACUUAUUAAUGAAUGAAGAUGCUAUAUUUUUGCCAUAUUUCCCCCCCAGUGAGAUGUUUUGUGAGCUGUGAUCAUGUCGAUGUGUUGUGAUCUGAUUGCCCCCGUUCCGGUGAUUAUAGAACGUUGUUUGUAUUAAAAGCCGGGUCAAUAUUUCAUUAA
This is a messenger RNA of Pygocentrus nattereri (red-bellied piranha), 4634 nucleotides long. It is a transcript of the gene trim25l, whose product is annotated as tripartite motif containing 25, like. The record is from RefSeq and is a predicted model, not a curated record. The coding region runs from base 1105 to 3687 and encodes 860 amino acids. Lineage: Eukaryota; Metazoa; Chordata; Actinopteri; Characiformes; Serrasalmidae. The transcript is spliced from 20 exons. Gene Ontology annotation, molecular function: zinc ion binding; protein binding.